Molecule: messenger RNA, 1442 nt
Organism: Lipotes vexillifer (Yangtze River dolphin)
Lineage: Eukaryota; Metazoa; Chordata; Mammalia; Artiodactyla; Lipotidae
Gene: CASP2
Product: caspase 2
Exons: 11
Coding region: 84-1442 (452 amino acids)
Biological process (GO): proteolysis; regulation of apoptotic process
Molecular function (GO): cysteine-type endopeptidase activity
Source: RefSeq, a predicted model, not a curated record
GCCGGCGGACGGGGGAGGGAUGCGGAGGACCAGAGGGCUCGCGGUUUGUUUGGGUUGUGGGCGGUGCGCGCACAGCCCGGGAAAUGGCGGCGCCGAGCGCGGGCUCCCGGUCCGCCCUGCAGCAAAAGGGGCUGAUGGCCGCUGAUAGGGGGCGCAGGAUACUGGGAGUGUAUGGCAUGCAUCCUGACCAUCAGGAAGCUCUAAGAAAGAACCGAGUGGUGCUGGCCAAACAGCUGUUGCUGAGUGAACUGUUAGAACAUCUCCUGGAGAAGGACAUUAUCACCUUGGAAAUGAGGGAGCACAUUCAGGCCAAGGUGUGCAGUUUCAGCCAGAAUGUGGAACUCCUCAACUUGCUGCCCAAGAGGGGCCCCCAGGCUUUUGAUGCCUUCUGUGUGGCCCUGAGGGAGACCAAGCAGGGUCACCUGGAGGACCUGUUGCUCACAACCCUGGCUGGUCUUCAGCACAUACUCCCACCGUUGAGCUGCGACUACAACUUGAGUCUCCCUUUCCCGGUGUGUGAGUCCUGUCGCCCCCGCAAGCAGCGCCGCCUGUCUCCAGAUACAGUGGAACACUCCCUAGACCAUGGAGAUGGGCCUCCCAGCCUUCAGGUGAAGUCUUGCACUCCUGAGUUUUAUCAAGCGCACUACCAGCUGGCCUAUAGGUUGCAGUCUCGGCCUCGUGGCCUGGCACUGGUGCUGAGCAAUGUGCGCUUCACUGGCGAGAAAGACCUGGAAUUCCGCUCUGGAGGGGAUGUGGACCACAGCACUCUCGUCACCCUCUUCAAGCUCUUGGGCUACAAAGUUCAUGUUCUCCUUGACCAGACUGCACAGGAAAUGCAAGAGAAGCUCCGGGAUUUUGCCCAGCUACCCGCUCACCGUGUCACGGACUCCUGCAUAGUGGCGCUCCUCUCUCACGGCGUGGAGGGCGGUGUCUAUGGCGUGGACGGCACGCUGCUUCAGCUACAAGAGGUUUUCCGGCUCUUUGACAAUGCCAACUGCCCGAGCCUACAGAACAAACCGAAAAUGUUCUUCAUCCAGGCCUGCCGUGGAGAUGAAACGGAUCGUGGGGUCGACCAGCAAGACGGGAAGAACCAUGAGAGAUCCCCCGAGUGCGAGGAGAGCGAUGCCAGUAAAGAGGAGGGGCUGAAGAUGCGACUGCCCACUCGCUCCGACAUGAUUUGUGGCUACGCCUGCCUCAGAGGGACCGCUGCCAUGCGCAACACCAAGCGGGGCUCCUGGUACGUGGAGGCCCUCACUCAGGUGUUCUGUGAGAGGGCCUGUGACAAGCAUGUGGCCGACAUGCUCGUGGAGGUGAACGCGCUCAUCAAGGAGCGUGAAGGCUACGCCCCAGGCACGGAGUUCCACCGAUGCAAGGAGAUGUCCGAGUACUGUAGCACUCUGUGCCGCCACCUCUAUCUCUUCCCGGGACACCCUCCCACGUGA